GACCACUUCGCUAGUGGAGAUGAAUUUUUGAGGGGCCAUCUUGGACCAGACUAUCCAGUUUUCUGGGCUGAAAGAUGACCGAUUAUACAUCCGCAACGCCUCAACAAUCCACAACUCUGGACGGGAACGCAGCUUUUGCUGACGCCGUACAAAGGGCGAGAGCGAUUGCUGCUAAGAUUGGCGGUUCUACCACGUUAGGCCUAAAUUCAGGUUCGAGUUCAGCAGAGUUAGGUGGACUGCCCCCUGUUGGUGGACUAGGAGCACUCAGUGGAGGAGACGCAGCUAGUGGAAUCAAACGCCCUCUCGAAGAUUCAAAUUCAGACGCAGAGCCAGCUACAAAGAAUUUAGCCAUGCAGAAUGAUAAUGAUUUUAACACUUUUGGUGCUGCCCUAUCAGGGAUGCCAAGAGCAGCACCAGCUAACAGCAUGGGGUUGUGGAGUGUUCAAGGAGAACCGAAUACAUAUGAGGGAGAAGACCAAAACGGUCUCGGUUCAAUAAACGAUGAACUCUUAGUGCCAGAUAAGGUGGUUGGUCUAAUAAUUGGUCGUCAAGGGCAACAGAUCUCAUCAUUACAGUCAGAAUCUGGAUGUAAUAUUCAAAUUGCCCCAGAGAACGGAAUUUCUGGUGAUAGACAAGUCACACUCACUGGAACCCCUGAGGCUGUUAUGCACGCCAAGUCGCUUAUCCUUGAUAUAGUGAACAAGGCCAGUCAGAAUGAAGCCGAGGGGAAUAUGACCGUUGACAUGUUGAUCCCUGCUACCAAGGUUGGCUUGGUCAUUGGAAAAGGAGGAGAAACAAUCAAACAGCUCCAGGAGCAAGCUGGAGUGAGGAUGGUAAUGAUCCAGGAAGGUCCAGUAGCCACAGGCAUGGACAAGCCCCUCAGGAUUAGUGGUGAUUCUCAGAAGAUUGAGGAAGCUAAGAGGCUGGUCAGCGAGGUGAUGGAGAAUGCCAAGAACAACGAUAGAAGUAGCGGUGAUAACUUCUACUCUCGUGGUGGCCCCCACAAGGACGUGAUUGUUCCAAAGCAUGCAGUGGGCAUGGUGAUCGGUCGUGGAGGGGACAUGAUCAAGAGGAUCCAAGAACAAACCAAGGCUCGCGUCCAGUUCAAACCAGGUGAUCGUGAUGCACCGGAGCGUGUUGCUCUGAUCACUGGCUCAGCGGAGAGUGUCAGCAUGGCCGAGUCUAUGGUCAACGACCUGGUGGCCAAUGCAAGGGACAUCGGUAUGGAUGGAGGUGAUAUGGACGGUCAAGGAGGUCCAUGGAUGGGCAGUGGACGUGGUAGAGGGCGUGGCAGAGGAGGCGGUGGACCCAGCUUUGGAAGCAGAGGAGGUGGAAACCGCGGAGGAGACUUUGGUGGCAUGGGAGGUGGAGGAGGAGGCGGCGGCGGAGGGAUUAGAGGAGAACCUUUAGACCACCGUGUCCCUGCUGGCAAGUGUGGCUUGGUCAUUGGCAGAGGUGGUGAGAACAUCAGGGCUAUCAUGCAGCAGUCCAGAGCACACGUGGAGAUCAGCCACGGUCAACAUCCUCCAGGACAGAAGAUUUUCCUCAUCUCCGGUGACCCAGAGCAGAUCGACUACGCCAGGAGCCUCAUCGACGAGAAGGUCAACGGGUCACCAGGAGGAGGACCUGGAGGUCCGGGUGGACCAGGAGGACCAGGGGGGCCAGGUGGCCCCGGUGGUGGAGGACCAGGCGGUCCUCAGGGACACAGGGGUGGAUUUGGUGGUCCACCAGGCAGUGGUCCUCAGCAAGCCCCAGUCCAACAAGGGUACAACAACCAACAGCAAUGGAAUGCAUACAGUCAGUGGCAGCAACCCCAGCAACCACAGCAACAGCCACCCCAACAGCAGCCCCAUCAACCAGCCCCCGACGCUUCAGCCUACGGAGACUCCAACCCUUACGCUGCUUACUACCAACAAUACUACCAACAGCAGCAGCAGCAGAACCCUACCAGCCAGACGGCCAGCACGGUUCAGACCACCCCCAGCACCUCUGCUCCACAGUCCACGGACGCUCAGCAAGGCCAAGCCAAUAAUGGUGCCGGUAAUCGAGACAUGCUUCGCCAGUGGGCCGAGUACUACAAAAACCAAGCUGCUGGUCAGGCAGGUGGACAACCCCAGGACUACUCCCAGCAAUGGAUGGAAUACUUCCAGCAGCAAGCUCUGUAUUUUAACCAACCAAACCAGGGGCAGACACCCGCGCAGGGUCAGUGAAGCAGUUUUAAAGUAUCUCUUCUCACGAAUUCUUCAACACUUCGUUAAAAUCAUUAUAUGCAUUGCUGAUAUAAAGAUUCGCCGAUACACAUAUUCCUUGCUUUUUUGGUUGUUGUAGUGGACGCCCGUGGUGGGUGGCGUUCAGAGGGUAGAAUUUGCUCUCCAUGUAACAUAGGAUUAUGCCAGACACUUAAAAUUGUUAUGUAGUGGAGUUCAUAAGUUAAAACAGGAUGUAUAUAGAGUUUGUUUCUGUUUUUUUCUGUCAUUAAUACCUUAAAUAUCUUAUUCAUUUAUCUUUUUGUUUGUUUAUAAAUUACUUUUUCAUUGAUUUUUCUGUGCCUGAAGAGUUGAAUAGGUUAUGUAUGUAAGCCAUAUUUUGAUGUUGUGUUUUACAGUGAUAGUAUGGUAAGGGUUGUUUGUAGUGUUUUAAACUUAUUCCUUUAUGAUAAAUUAAUGUAAUGAACGUGUAACUAUUUGAUGUAAGCCAUGUAAAUAUUAAUUAGUACCUCAACUUAUAAUAUGUAUACACAAGAAUAUUUGAGGCCUAGGCCCUUAGGAGUUGUUUGCACUACGAUGGUAUUUUCUUCCCCCUUUCGUGAUAUAAAUGUUCCAACGUAUGGGCAUCUUCGUACAGAGUACAUGAUUGAUUAUUUGAAAAAUGAAACUGAUAACAUAUACUUGCGUCUACUACCUAUAAUGCAAUGCCAAAAAUAUUUUUUUUCUCUUGAAUUUGCAUAUUUCUAUUAAAGAGAGAUGUGACUUUGCGUGUUAUAUAAAGCGGUUAUUUGAAUUGUUGACGAGUUCUUUUCCCUUACUUUAGUAGGAGGUGAACUGGGCUGUCCCUCGCAGUGCUGAAACGUGUAAGUGAAUAAGAAAAGCAAUGCAAUGAUCUUUGAUUUGUCAUAAACGUUUUGUAUCAAAAUGAAUAAUGCAUAUGCUAUAAAUUAUUGAAAAACUAUUUUGUCUUGACAAUCGCAGACAUUUGUAUUUGAUCUUUUUUCUUUGUUCCAAUUUUGUUUAUAUAUAUUUUGUGAUAGGAAAUAAUCAAAAUUUGGACAAAGUGAUUUCAUGCUGUGCUACAAUUAUUGAAAUGAUUAUGUUUAUUGUAUUCACCUCUACAUUUAAAUAUAGUACUUUGACAAUCAUAUGUUGAAAAUGCAUUUAAUUAUUCAGUCUAACAUGUUUCUAUGUUUAUGAAUGAUACAAGAUUUUUUUUUUCUCCAUUGCGCGAUAUAAACGUUUCUCUUUUCCAUUUGAAAAUGAAAAAUCAUGUACCGUAUGCUGCCCGUAGGAUAUAGAUUAUAGAAACAACUGUUAUUUGCCUUGAUGUAUUAUUAUUUUGAGACCUGUUACAAUAUAUAUAAAGUAAUCUUUUGUAUGUAGAUAACUUUAACUGAUAUACUCUUAAAACUGUAGGUGGAAUAUGUGUAAAAUUAAGUUAUGAAUGAAUGAAAAAAAGCAGGGAAAUGGUUUUAAAUGAUGCAUAUAUUCUCCUACGGAUGUACCGACUUUACGAGGCUUGGAUGCAUGACGGAUCUAGCAGAGUAAGGUCAUCAACAGCUUUCAUCGUUCUAUGGUAAGAUUGUAGCUCUAAGAUAUUUCCUUUAUGCAUUGCCAACAGUUUGUGUAUAUUGCUCAUAUUGAUAUGUUUUCUUAUUGUUAAAAAAAAAGUUAGGUUAAAAAAAAAAUAAUAUUCCAACAAAAUAUACAUGAAACUUUGCAAAAUUUCUUUUGUCAUGAAAUGUUACUUUUAUCUGAGACUGUUUUCAUAUGUUUAAUAUUGAAUAAUGUGAAUAUACUAUAUCAUUGAAGCUACAUGUAUGAAGUAUGUUUUGUACAAUAUGACCAUAAUGACCUUAGAUGACUACAUGUACUAUUGCAUUUUGACUUUUUACUGUUAUAUUUUCAUAUAAUUCCUUGUGUAAUUGAUUAAAAGGGUGAAAUAUAAAACUUUUUUUUUAUUGUGUUCAGACAUUUUUGCAGUAUUCUUGUUUAAAAAUCUGAGAGUAUAUACAUGAAUUUAAAAGAUCACUGUAUUGUAACAUUUAUGUCAAGGUUUGCAUCUAUUCUCAUGUUCCCCGUUAGUACUGAAGUAUUUUGCAUGGUGUAAAAGUGUAUAUUUGACUGUAGAAAAGGAAACACAUUUGUGUCUCUUUUAUAUUGGCUUCAUUGAUUCUUUUUAAAUAUCUAAUAAAGCAAGUUGCUCUGGUUAAUUGAAAA
Strongylocentrotus purpuratus (purple sea urchin) is the source of this 4430-nucleotide messenger RNA. Its product is annotated as far upstream element-binding protein 3. The transcript is spliced from 20 exons. The record is from RefSeq and is a predicted model, not a curated record. Gene Ontology annotation, biological process: regulation of gene expression. Gene Ontology annotation, cellular component: nucleus; cytoplasm. Bases 75 to 2210 code for a protein of 711 amino acids. Lineage: Eukaryota; Metazoa; Echinodermata; Echinoidea; Camarodonta; Strongylocentrotidae. Gene Ontology annotation, molecular function: mRNA binding.